This is a messenger RNA of Pseudozyma hubeiensis SY62, 1665 nucleotides long. RefSeq lists its product as hypothetical. The transcript is spliced from 3 exons. The coding region runs from base 1 to 1665 and encodes 554 amino acids. The record is from RefSeq and is a predicted model, not a curated record. NCBI's taxonomy places the organism in Eukaryota, Fungi, Basidiomycota, Ustilaginomycetes, Ustilaginales, Ustilaginaceae.
AUGUGGGCCAAUUUGUUCCGACCCAUCCCCAUAGACCGGCUGAUCCUGCCGGAAUGGGUAAAGACGAACGGCGACCUGCUGGAGUUUAUCAAUCUUGUCAUCCGACCUCGACCGAACAAGGCUCUGCUGAGCUACAUGAUGAUCGACAUCGUUCAGAGCAUCGGUACAGCUGUAUUCUGUGCCUACGUCAUGCUCAAGAAAGGCCGUGCGCGCGACACCCGCCUCGUCACUUUUCGCAAGAGUCCGUAUGGAACUUUCAUCGUCCCCAACGCAGUCUGGUCGAUGAUGAUCAUGAUCACCAUCUAUCUGCUCGGAUGGGCUGGAUUCUCCACCUACAUUUUCUACAUUUCGGUGGUCGACUUGCCUAUGCUUGAUUGGCUCUUCUACAUACCUGUCCCUUGGUGGCCACUGGCUGUGGGUGCUUUCUGGGCAACCUACGGCUUUGUGCUGACUUGCAGUCCUCGCUCGCCGAUCAGCAACCUUGCCGGCAAGACGCGCAAAGGCUUUCUCACGUCGAGAACCAGCUGGAUGCAUCUUCCUCUGCCGCAAUCGGCGUGGAUCAUGAAUUCCUUCGUCGUCGGCGUCACCUUAUUCAUGUUCGUCUGGAAUUUGUACACCGUGACCAUGGGCGGCAGACGGAGGCAUUUGUCGCAUCUGCGAAAAAGAGAUCUGUACACGGAGCUCAUCUCGGGGCAUCACACGCAAGAAUGGCUUGACCUGCCCGCACCCGCAGAGGCGGUGCAGGAGGUGAGAAUGGCAUGGGACGAUCUCACUGACGUCUACGGCUGGACUUGUGCGGGUCUCGCUUCGUUCGCAGCACUUGUCACCUUGAUGAUCUCUCUACUCCUCCUGUACGCGAUCCCCAACCACAUCUCGCUGCUCGACCACCUCGUCAGCAUUUGGCCGGAUCAAGAUGGCAACGAACGCCAAAGACGCACGACAUUGGGCAACAUCUGCUUCCUGUGGAAGAUCGGACGACCGAGCAAGCUGGUAGGAAAGCAAUACGCAGCCUUCAAAAAGACAUGGAUGGUGACGAUGAUCGGACAUUCGCAAGUCUUCCUCAUCCUCGCCGGAGUUUCGACUUUCACCCUGCCACCGUUCUACAUGUGCUUCGCGCCUUGGGCCGACCUCCUCGGCGGUAUCACUGCGGAACACCAUGUCGAGUUCCUCGUGGCCUAUGUUAUCUCGGCAGCUUUCCUCACGGCGGUGUGGGUGACUGGGUUGUCGGCGUUGCUGACGCUCGACGAUGCUUUCCGCGCUGUCAUGGGUGUAGACGGUGCCUCGUCCCAGGAAAGUGGGCCCAUCAAGCUCUCGGGACGGCCAUCGACCUCGCUCGGAAUGAACGUUAUCGAGAGCGGAAAGCAAGCGUCGAAUCUUGUGCUGCUGCGGCCGAUGCAAGGCGAUACGCCGUCGUUGUCGAACGAAUCGUUCUUGCGCGAUGAAAAGUCGGACAUCUUUGUCGAAGCACCAGCGAAGCUCGUCGAAGGCAAGAACAAGGUGCUCGUCGAAACAACGACAACGGUGCAGAUCGAGCACCGCGACGCCGAGGUUCGCACUUGUCCAGCCGACAACUACGAGGACUUGCCCGCGCUUUCGGUCGCCUCGCCGUCGGCAGCGCCACCUUAUAGCUUCCUCGGCAGGAAACGGAUCGGACCGGAAUGUUGA